Molecule: messenger RNA, 387 nt
Organism: Pteronotus mesoamericanus
Lineage: Eukaryota; Metazoa; Chordata; Mammalia; Chiroptera; Mormoopidae
Gene: SMIM24
Product: small integral membrane protein 24
Exons: 4
Coding region: 1-387 (128 amino acids)
Source: RefSeq, a predicted model, not a curated record
AUGGAGACCCUGGCGACUCUUCUCCUGCUCAGCGCCCUGUCCUUCUUGCCCGCUGAAGCCCAGCAGGCCACUGAAUAUCGCCUGAAGCCAUGGCUGACGGGCCUGGCUGCCGUCGUGGGGUUCCUGUUCAUAGUCUUCGUCCUCAUGCUGGCCAACCGCAUCUGGUGUUCCAAAGGGAGAGAUGAGGAUGAGGAAUCCACGUUCAGAAUGGAGACCCAUGUGACCCAAGACACAGACCUGAGUAAAGAAGGCAAGAGGGAAAAGGCAGAGAAGAAGGAGAAAGAGAAGAAAAAGGCCAAGAAGGAAGGAGAGAGCAACUUGGGGCUGGAACUGGAAGAGGAAGAGGAGCCCGGAGACCAGGUGAAAGCCAAGAACACAGCCAUGUGA